AUGAGCGGCGCCGGGAAGAAAGUUGCCGAUGUGGCUUUCAAAGCCUCCAGGAAAAUCGACUGGGAGGGCAUGGCCAAGCUUCUGGUCUCCGAUGAGGCUCGCAAAGAGUUCGCCUCUCUUCGUCGUGCCUUCGAUGAGGUUAACACUACCCUCCAGACCAAGUUCAGCCAGGAACCUGAACCUAUUGACUGGGAGUAUUAUAGGAAAGGAAUUGGGUCUCGCUUGGUGGAUAUGUACAAAGAGGCUUAUGACAGCGUUCAAGUCCCCAAGUAUGUAGACACAGUCACUCCUGAGUACAAGCCUAAAUUUGAUCAAUUGUUGGUGGAUCUAAAGGAAGCAGAAGAGAAAUCUUUGAAGGAAUCUGAGCGUUUGGAGAAGGAGAUUGCUGAAGUUCAAGAAUUGAAGAAGAAGAUAAGCACCAUGACUGCAGAUGAGUACUUUGAGAAGCAUCCAGAGCUGAAGAAGAAAUUCGAUGAUGAAAUCCGAAAUGACUACUGGGGCUAUUGA
This is a messenger RNA of Prunus armeniaca (apricot), 507 nucleotides long. Lineage: Eukaryota; Viridiplantae; Streptophyta; Magnoliopsida; Rosales; Rosaceae. The record is from the annotation of a GenBank genome assembly.